CAGGAUUCGUACGUAUGCUCUGUGAAGGAUUGAUUGCGCUGCCUAGGUUUCGCCUACCGGUAACAAACUUUGUCAUCUGCUUCUGUCCCUGACGACUAUAUGCUCACGUUUCCAACUUAGCGAAUAUCCUCAACGUUAGGUUUUUCUAUUGUAUCGGUAUGGACGGCGGCGGGCAUAAGCGCAAGUUCCCAUAUCAUAGCGAAGUUGCAGGGUUCGAAGUCAAACAGCGCAGGCCAGGAUGCAAUCCAGGGACGGAGUAUAACGAUCCUCUGGUAUUCCAGCAGCCAAGCUAUGACUAUGACACGCCGGUCACCAGCACGGACUUCACCCGUUGGACCCCAGAUGAAAUCAAAGCCUUCUUAGACCGCAGGGGUGGCGACUACGAUGACUGCCCAACCUUCGAACAGCUGGUUGAGCGGGCGGUGGAGGUGGAGAUCAACACUGGGCCCGCAGUGCGGCCCGGCCAGGAGGAGGGACAGGGCGGGGGGCCGGCCACCGCAGCAGCAGGAGCAGCAGCCGGCGGGCCCGGUGCUGCAGGGGACGAGCUGGAGGAGUGGGAGCGGCCCGACUUUGCGCAACAGCUGGAGCAGCAGGCAGCAGCGGCAGCAGGGGCAACAAGACCCGUCGCGCCUCCGCCCGUGCCUGUCACUGCCGUACCGCACUAUCUCCAACAAUCGGGGUACGCCGGCAGCCGGUUCGGACCCCCGCGAGGCAGUAGUACGGCAGGAGGAACGUACGGAACAUCAACGUCGUACGCUAGUACGGCAGCUGAUGGUGAUGCUGGUGUACGGUCAUCGCCAUCGUCGUCGUCAACGUACGGCAUGAGCUCCUACCGGAAUAUGCCGCCGCCGCCGUCACUGAAUGCCGUACCCCCGCCGCGGAGCUACGGCGGGUCGGGGCCGGGACGGGGGGGCUUUGGAGGCGGCGGCGGCGGAGGGAUGUACGGCGGAGGCGCAGCGGUGCCGCCGCCGGCGCCUCAGCAGCAGCAGGCAGGCAUGUCGGCCUCUGCAGCGGCGGCGGCCAUUGCAGCGGCUCAGGCGAUAGCGGCGAGGUUAGCAGCGCAGGCGCCGGGGCCGGGGCAGCCGGGGCAGUACCCGCCGCCUCCGCCCCCGCCCAUGUAGUGUUUUAUGAUAAGCGUGUGGAGCGGUGGGAAGGGGUGGGGAAGUGUGUAGGAUAUCCAUGACGCCAGGCUAGUUUAAAUGGCGGGGGUGGGGUACAGGCAUGUCACAUUGCGUUACUGUUCCGACGCAAUCAUUGAAGGGGUGCAGGCAGCGGUUCGCUGGUGCGGGGCACGUUGCAUCCUGGCGCCUGUGACCUUGCUGUUGGGGUCGGCAUGUUUGCAGUUGUCACUGCAACAUAGUCACGGCUAUCACGACUUGAACAUACCGGUAGUUAGACGGUGGUUUUAGGCAUGGGCCCUAUUUCGGUGUAAGUUCGACUCUUGUGUACUGGGCCCUGUCGCACCGCAUGGCGAUAUGCUUGCCGGGGUGAAAGGAACCCAGCUAUGUAUCUCUAUUACCCCCCACGGGCUAUAGCUACUUAGCUAGGUUUAGGCGUUGUUUCUAGGGCACGCGGUGGGCAUGCUGACGACAACCCCGUUGUGGAGCCGCCGCGCCGGGGCAGGGGGUAUCAUGCGCGGUCCUGCCUACGGUGCUGAGGGGUCAUGCGAUGGACGCAACGGCAGGUGGACCCCUGAGCACACAGACCAACGCAACUGUGCGCUUAGGUAUUACAGAAAUGCAUGUGAAGUUACAAAGCGAGGCUGUUAACAAGAGGGUG
This is a messenger RNA of Astrephomene gubernaculifera, 1779 nucleotides long. The record is from the annotation of a GenBank genome assembly. NCBI's taxonomy places the organism in Eukaryota, Viridiplantae, Chlorophyta, Chlorophyceae, Chlamydomonadales, Astrephomenaceae.